GGUAGGGCACAGAAGACACUCAGCACCCCGAGACUGCCACCAGUUCUCGGGCAGGGAGAGGAUUGACUCUCUUCUGCCACGCAGAGAAGACGUGACCACUGCCAGUGCCUCGGGAUGCCCCAUCACGCUCUGUGAGAGCUGCGUACGCCCCCAUCAGUACACUCUGAGCAUCUUCCUCAAAGGGAGAACCAACAGUAGUGUGACCACUGCCACAGGGACAUUUGGGAACACUGUGGACACACACACAAGGCAGGGAACAGCAUCAGAGAGGCUUGCCUCCUGGGGGCGGGGUCAGGGGAGGGGAGGAGGACAUACAACUUGAAUCCGAUAAGCACAGCUGAUGGAAUCUGGUGGUACUUAAACUCAACACCGACCAAUUAUUUCCAAAAUAACAGCUUUCUAAAACCCGGGAAGGGCUACAUGUAAUUAUGCCCCACCCUGGCAAACCCAGUUUUUGGCCUAAUCCUCUUUCUUGGUUAUUCAGCCAGGAUUUGUGGAGCAUCUAUUACAUGCCAGGGACGGGGCUCGGCUUGGGCAGAUGCAAGACAAAGAAGACACCCUGUUAAGUGCUCUAGAGGAGAAAGCCAAGAGGAUGGGAGGUGGUAUAUCCUGGACCCAAUGUAGCCUGGGACAGGGAAGGAGCAGGUGACAGUCUCUCCGCCAGGCAACUUUGGAAGUGCUAACCACAGGAGCUCUUUGUAAUCAGAGUUGUCCUUCAUUCACCAGAGAGACGUCUGUAAUAAUUUGAGAUACCUGCUUCAACUCCUUCUGCUAGUUCAAUAGACUUCUUUAAAAUAUUUUAUUAUUUUCAAUCCCGUCUUCGUGCGUGGGUAUGUGCACAUGACCACGGGUGCCCACGGAGGCAAAGGGUCCUUUGUGGCUGGAGUUACAGGCAGUUGUGAGGUCCUGAUGCAGUCGCUAGAAACCCAGUCCUCUGCAGGAGCAAUACCUGCUCUUAAUCACGAGCCAUCUCUCUGAAACCCCCAGUAGGCCUUCCUUCCGCCAUUUUUAGAUGGGAGGCCCUGGAAGGUAACAGUGAUGAGACAAUGUGCGUUCUCAAAGGAAAUGGCAUUGAUGGCCCCGCCCCAUGCCAGGCCAGGUACGGGGUGCUCUGGGAUAUGUUUUUUUGUUUGUUUGUUUUUCUCUUUUGGUUCUCUUAGGAUCUGUAAAGGAUGUUUUCUGUCCCUCCAAAUACGGAAAUCUUACUCAAGAAUGUCACCUGACUAUUGAGGAGUGAACCCAAGAUUUGAGCUCUGAACAACACCUCCCCCAAACCACACUCUCUUCCCUCCUGAUCAUUUCUGGAGAUCGGAGUGCCACAAGGGCCUUUCCUUAUUGAUAUGUCCACUCUUCUCUGCUUUUAGCAAAAUUCUGGGACCUCUUCUGCAGAGCUGACACACUCGCUGCCCUCACCCCUUCCCCGCAGCUUGGGGAUCCUGCGACAAGAACCAGUGAGGAACAAGAACUGGGCAUCGGAGGACCUGGUCAUGGAGGCUCACAGCUAGCGUCAGGGACAGGUGCCAGUGUUGGGGUGCAGGAAGAGGCAAGACUCGCAGGUCACAAGGGCCAGGGAAGAGGGCGACAGUCCCCAGAUUACUCAAUACAUGGUACCACAAGCAAGAUCGCAGCAGGGACCUGCUGAGGCUCCGCACGGAGCUGCACUUGUCCAGAGCUAUGACUCGCUUUAAGAAGUCCAAGUCAACCCAAAAAAGAAAAAUGAAGCCUUAGCAACUCGCGGCGCUCCGGAGCUGCUAGCGAUGUGACUUGUCUCCGUAGUCAGGACCACACAGAGCCCGAGCAGAGGCCAUUCGGUGAGGGCCUCACCCUGGGUCCAGCUCCACGGGGCGCAAUGAACAGUAACUUCUGCCGGGCCCUGGUGGACCGCGGGGCUCCCAGCGGCGUGCAGCUGGGUGUCGUGGCCCCUGCAGGACAGACGCCGCUGGCAGCCACGGAGCCCCUGGGCAACGUCCCGUUCCUGCUGUACCCUGGCCAUGCCGAGCCGCCUUACUACGACGCCUACGCUGGGGUGUUCCCCUACGUGCCCUUCCCCGGCGCCUUCGGGGUCUACGACUACCCGUUCGAGCCCGCCUUCAUCCAGAAGCGCAACGAGCGCGAGCGGCAGCGCGUCAAGUGCGUGAACGAGGGCUACGCGCGCCUCCGCGGCCACCUCCCCGGCGCCCUGGCGGAGAAGCGACUCAGCAAGGUGGAGACCCUGCGCGCCGCCAUCCGCUACAUCAAGUACCUGCAGGAGCUGCUGAGCGCCGCCCCCGACGGCGAGCCGCCUGCAGCCACCUCCCCGCAGCCCGCCUGCGCCGGCCAGGGCAAUGCGCCACAGCCCCCCUUCCUGGUGGCCGAGUGCAGUGGGUCCUCCUCCUUCUCCUCCUCGCCUUUCUUGGAGUCAGAGGAACCCAGCCUUUGAUGGGGCCAGAGGCCUCGACUUGUCCCUCUAGGGAACGGUGUGGGGGCUUCUGGGUCAUCUGUGCCAGGCAGGACAGUGAUGUUCAAGGUCACCUCCACCCACUUGGGCCAAAUGUGUGGGCCCGGGGUAGAAAGGGCGAGAUAGGGAUCACAGGAGGGGUGAGUGCAGUGAGGAGCGGAGCUCUGGACAGCUCCUGAACCCGAUGGCCUCUUGGCCUUAGCUCGGCUCUGUUGUCCACCACAGCAACAAGUCCCCUGGAAGCCUGCAGCACUUGUAUGCGAUGCCUGGAUCUUCCACAAGAUGGCCUCAAACGCUAGCGGGGAGCUUGAUUGCCUCUAGAGAUCAGGAAUGCACGUGUGUGUGUGUGUGUGUGUGUGUGUGUGUGUGUGUGUGUGUGUGUGUGUGUGUGUGUGUUACACGCGCGCACUUCUGUCGCUGGUGCUGGUUGACUUCCUUGACAGCAAGUGAUCACCUCCGCUCUCCCUCUCCCACCCUUCGGUAUAGUCUCCUGGUCUUUUCCCAGGUUAAGGACUUUCAUCCCCCUGCCCCGCCCCCAAGACUUGGAAACUUCUAGGGUCCAUUGACACUGUGUUUACA
Molecule: messenger RNA, 3016 nt
Organism: Peromyscus californicus insignis
Lineage: Eukaryota; Metazoa; Chordata; Mammalia; Rodentia; Cricetidae
Gene: Ascl5
Product: achaete-scute family bHLH transcription factor 5
Exons: 1
Coding region: 1850-2419 (189 amino acids)
Biological process (GO): developmental process; regulation of transcription by RNA polymerase II
Molecular function (GO): DNA-binding transcription factor activity, RNA polymerase II-specific; RNA polymerase II transcription regulatory region sequence-specific DNA binding; protein dimerization activity
Source: RefSeq, a predicted model, not a curated record